CGCGCUCUUGCUCUGGCUCAACCACCAUGGCCACCCAAGUACAGGUCCCUGAGCACAAGCUAUUGGAAAGUCCCAAUUCUCGGACUAUUGAAGUGAAUGGUUGGGUGAUUACGGCGACGACUAACCCGAUCGCAAGUGCUGCCGAUGCCGACGCCCUCCAGGCCUCCGUGGGCUUCCCUUUGCCAGAGAUGACCUUCAGCCGCAACUCGCUCGAGCUGGUGCAUCGCCCAUCAGGCUGGAAGUACUCCUUCAACACGCAGGAUGCACUCAGGGCUGUGAAGAACGGGGAACUUGGUGAAGGGGACGGCGGCGUCAAGGUUGGUUACGCUGAUGCGUGGCUCAAGAGUCGCACAGGCCCUUCGUCUGAACUCCCCAUGCCCGAGACCUCGCCCACGAAGCCGUAUGACUGGACAUACACCACCACAUACGCAGGGCAGGCUGGUGGUCCUGAGGCAUCCGCAUCUUGGAUUGAAGCGGACAAGGAAAACAAAUCGCACGUCAUUCCCAUUCAAGAGCUCAUGCGGCCAGACCCCAUCUUGUUCUAUGCGGAGAUCCCUCUAUUCGAGGAUGAACUGCACGAUAAUGGUUCUUCAAACCUGCUUGUGCGCAUCCGCGUGAUGCCGACAUGCGUAUUCAUCCUGUCUCGUUUCACGCUUCGGGUUGAUGGUGUGCUGUUCCGCACUUACGAUACUCGACUCUAUCACUCGUUCAGCUCCUCGCCUCCAACCAUAUUGAGAGAGUCAAGCGGAUGGGAGGCGCCCUAUGAUCGCGUUAAGAGGCUUCUGCCCAAGAGGAACGACCUUAUGCCUCUCACAGAUCCGACUUGGAUAGCCAAGACGCUGUCAGAGAUGCCCUUGGACGUCUCGCAAGGCUCCGGUGCAGGAACACAAUGGCGCGGUCUCGGGACGCACGUCGAUGUGAUCAAACUCAGCGAAUCAUGAGAUGUAACCCGUGAAACGCAGAUCAACGAACCAGCAUGGAUCUGCUGCUCGACUGUCCGAGUUUCGCUCCUGUACGAUACUCUAGAAGCAAAUAAACUGCACUGUACUGCUAUAAAGCAUGCAUCGAGGAAAGACCCCAAAUAGCAUCAUGACUCAUGAGAUAUGAGGACGCCG
Molecule: messenger RNA, 1115 nt
Organism: Gloeophyllum trabeum ATCC 11539
Lineage: Eukaryota; Fungi; Basidiomycota; Agaricomycetes; Gloeophyllales; Gloeophyllaceae
Product: TIP41-domain-containing protein
Exons: 5
Coding region: 27-941 (304 amino acids)
Biological process (GO): TOR signaling
Cellular component (GO): cytosol
Source: RefSeq, a predicted model, not a curated record